This is a messenger RNA of Limulus polyphemus (Atlantic horseshoe crab), 3573 nucleotides long. RefSeq names its product interferon-related developmental regulator 1-like. The transcript is spliced from 12 exons. The record is from RefSeq and is a predicted model, not a curated record. The coding region runs from base 183 to 1487 and encodes 434 amino acids. NCBI's taxonomy places the organism in Eukaryota, Metazoa, Arthropoda, Merostomata, Xiphosura, Limulidae.
GUAAGCCUGUUACAUUUAGCAUUCGUGUUACCCACGAUGACGUUUAGGCUUAUUUUAUCUGUUACUCAAAAUUGUUAUUUUAAAAACAAAAUUUUUAAACUUAUACGAAGUUGUUGUCCAUCCUGAUUAUAUUAGAUUUUAGAUUAUUCAGUUCUUUUUCGAAACUCAAGACUGGUUUUAUCAUGCCGAAGGGAAAAAGAGGAAAAUCAAAAUCUGGAGGUAGGACAUCUGCUCCAAAGCUUGAUGCAAAUCUCGUGGUAGGAAGUGAAGAAGAAUCCAACUUUGACAAUGCAAGCAUUAUCAGUAAUGUUUCUGAAUCUCGAUUUGGUAGUGAUGAUGGAACUUGGGGUGAAGAAGUGGAAGAUGGAGCAAUGUAUGAUGAUUUUGAGGAGAAAAUGAAAGAAGCUAUUGAUGGAACCACACAGAAAAGUGCAAAAGGGCGAAUGGUCUGUCUAGAAACUAUUAGAAAAGGUUUCACAUCAAAAUACAUGUACGACUUCAUUAUUGAAAGGAAAAUCACUGUUACCGAUAUGUUGGAAAGAAGUUUAAAGAAGGGAAAAGGAGAAGAACAAGAAAUAGCAGCAAUCUUAACAGCUCUUGUCUGUAUACAUCUUGGUGUAGGAAAUGAGUGUGAGACUCUCUUUCAUGAAAUAGGUCCUAUUUUUUCCCAGAUAAUUGCUGAUCCCACAGCAUCUUCUCUAGCCAGAGCCAAGUGUGCAACAGCCCUAGGGUUAUGCAGCUUUAUAACCAGCUCUGGUGUUAGUGGUCUGGCUUUGAACAUGCAGUUGCUACAUACCAUAUUCAGUGGAUCAUUCCUGAAAGGCAAUGGAGCUGUUCCUUCUCAUACCCCAGAAGUAGCUACUCUUCACAGCCAUGCAUUGCUAGCAUGGAGCCUACUGGUUACAAUUCUGUCAACCUCUCAGGUAUUGGAGUUGGCAGUAAGCCAUUUGCAAAAGUUAUCUGAACUAUUAGAAAGCCCUAACCUAGAACUGCGAAUAGCAGCAGGAGAGACAAUUGCUGUCCUGUAUGAAGUGAUGAGAGAAACAGAUGAGGACUUUGAGGGAGACAAUAUUGAUGAACUGUGUGUGAAGUUACAACAACUAGCCACUGACAGUCAGAAGUUUCGUGCAAAGAAAGAUCGUCGUCAGCAAAGAUCCAGUUUUCGAGACGUACUACGGGCAGUUGAGGGAGGAGAGUCUCCGGAUGUGAGAGUGAAAUUUGGCAGAGAAAUCCUCUAUAUUGACAGCUGGUGUAAAAAACGACAGUAUGAUGCCCUGUGUUAUGCUCUAGGUUCUGGAAUGAAUUUACAUCUCAAGGAAAAUGAGCUGCUUCGAGAUAUUUUUGAAUUAGGUGCUCCUCUUGCAAAUGGUGGAAUGGUCCAAAAAAUCAGCAAGUUUGAUAGGCAUAUGGUAAAUGUUGCAGCCUGUAAAGCCAGGACAAAAUCAAGAGGCAAGCUGAGAGACAAACGAGCAGAUGUUAUUGGAUAGAUUAGAUCUGUUUUUAGGAAAAUUGCUGUUAUCGGCGUAUCUUUGUAGGUUUGGACCCUUGUUUGAGAAUGACUUAGAUGACAGCCACUGAAAUAAAAUGAAGAUAUUAUCAACAGAACAGUUAAAAUCAGCUGGAGUACAGUUUCAUAGAAAUCACUAAUUAUAAGAUGCAAGGAAGUUUUUCCUUGCUAAUCUACACAUAAAACUUGUAUUGGUUAUUAUCAUCGUAACAUUGUAUAUAAUAGUAACAAAUAGAAAGACUGAGUUGAAAUAAUUUUAGUUCUUCAGGAAAUUAAUUCUGCCAAGGAACUAGCUUCCAUUAUUGGGUCAUUUCUUAAAAUAUAACAUUGGACGAACUUUCAUACUAUAUGUAAGAAUAUUGGAAAUGUAUUAAAAUCCUGCAGAUUUUGGCACUUGUUAAAAAAAAAAAAAAAGUUCAGACCUCAUCCAGAAUAACUUUUUUUUUAAUACAUUUUUUUUAUUCCAUUUUAAUAUUUAUUUCUGAUAUCGGGUGCUACUGGAGUUUUUAAAUUUAAACUCUCAUUGUAAAUUUUUAAAAUGGCUGUAAUACUGCAAUUUUUCUAUGAAAUGGACUAAAGUUUAUUAUCUCUUAAGUUGUAUUUUUGUACUUCAUUGUUGUUGUUUUUGUCUUUUUUUUUUAAACAUAUAUCAAGAAAGUAAAAUAGGCUUAACAGCUUUUAUUUUUAUUGAUAGGGAUUCUUGUUAGGUGCAUAGAAAUGCUUCCAGCAGCUGCCAUAAGUUUAAAUAUAAUCCAUCUAACAAUUGUCCUUCUCCACGCUAACUUAUUUCCCAUUUUUCUUCCUACUAACACCCAUUUCCCAAUAUUUUUCCUACUGUCACUCUACACAUUGUUCCUCUUGGUUGAGUCAACCUUUAUUUUUCUAGCUACACCUGUUCUCCAUUAUUAUUCUUACUGCUAUACUGAUUCCCUAUUGUCCCUUUAUAGAUUCCAUUAAUACAUGUAUUUUAAUUGUUCAUUUGGAUUAUACUUUCUGGUUAAAUUUAUUUCCAUUUCCCCCAUUUUUUUUUGGCUAACACCAAACCCUAGUUGUAACAUCCAUUUUUCCAUGAUAUUAGUGUGUUAUUAAAAUUUUGGACUUUUGUACAGAUAUUCAAAGUUAAGGAAAUGUCUGGAAAAACCCAUCAUGUUUUAAUGGAUUUUAUAUAUAUAUAUAUAUAUAUAUAUUGUUUUUCUCUUAUUUUUAAUAAAAAAUAGUGAUUUACUAGCAGUGUCAGCAUCAAGACUUAAGGCAACGUCAUCAGAUACAACAGGAAAGCAUUCGAUUGAUAACAAAGUUUUUUAUAUUUUCACAUUACUUGUUAAUGAUUUCAAACAAUUGUCAGUGUUUAAAAUUGUUCUACAUUAAUUUUUGAACUUGCUUAGUGUGAUAAAAGAUGGAAAUUUUCAUUAUUGGAAGAGAUUAUCAAAGUUUCUCAACAGAAAUAGGAGUUUUAGUGAGAACACUAAGUGAUUUGUAGCUGCUAUUUGAAGUUGUGAAGUUUAAAACUGCUAAAAAUAUUUAUAGUACAAUUAGGCACAACACACUGAUAUUUCACUGUAAUUAAGUUGUGUUUUUAUAGUUUGAAAACUAGAUUUUAACAAAACCAAAGUUUGUUAGCUAAAAUGUGAAAAAACGUGUACCCCUUAUAUUAGAAAAAUAUAAGUAAAUCAAUUUAUGAACAGAGGAAGGAAAUGUAGACUUGUAAUGUUUGAGAUAGUUUGAAUUGUAUUUAAUGUGAAAUGUAUGUAAAACAGUGACAGUUAAAGAGCACUUCAUGUAUAUGUACAGAUCACUUUGAAUAUUUCAAUCACGAAUAGAAAAUUGCAUACGAGUUUACAGAUGUUUAAAGAAUUUUCUUUUUGAUUGUUAACCAAAAUGGACAGAAUUUAGAUUUUUUCCCUUUAUGCACUUGCAAUUUGUGUUUUUUUUUUUGUUCUUAAGCUUCUUCAUUUUGGAUACAAUAUCAGGUGGUUGUGUACUCAGAGUUUUGACUAAAAUUUAUGUGGUGGUAGGUGUUAGAAUUAGCAAGUUUUGAAGUCUAUUAAAAUAAUUUUUGUGGUCUA